This is a messenger RNA of Pelobates cultripes (western spadefoot toad), 5956 nucleotides long. The record is from the annotation of a GenBank genome assembly. Lineage: Eukaryota; Metazoa; Chordata; Amphibia; Anura; Pelobatidae.
GCAUCGCGUCACCGUGCGUAAUGCAGCCCACCCCCAGCGACGCCUAUGCUGCCAUUCCUGCUGGGUGGUGGGAGGUCUAUCCUUGCUGUAUCCGGGAGCAGCCUGUAUAAAGCUCAGAGCAGGCAUCAGGCUCCCACAGUCACCCACCAUCAGCACUUCACCACAGUGCUCCAGGAUCCCUCUAACUGAUAACAUCCCCUGUGGCACUGUACAGAAUAAAUAGCAUUACAGAUUUACAAUUACAGCUGGAUUGCACUCCGUCUAUUGCUUUUGCAUCAGAUCUGUUGCGACCAGUCGCCAGGGUCGCACCAAGGCUAGAACUCUUCCCCUGGCACCUUGGCUGGCAGGUGGGGGGCAGGGACUGUGCUCAGCUGGCUGAGAUAUUGCGUUGUGGAUCUUUACCCAUGCGUUUGCCAAAUAUGUCCAGUAAUUUCUUGUUAGCCCCUAUCCCAGAGAAUGCGGAUUUUUUCUCCAUCAGGGACAUAAAACUGGCUGUUUUUGGAGCAAGUGGAGUUGGGAAGACUGGUAAGUGUUGUCUUGGCAUGUGUGAAAAUUGGCAGAAUUAGCAAUCAUUUGACUUUUACAUUACAGUGAUCACAUGUCACUCAGUUUGUUAUACAGUUAUCAAAUUAAUACUUUGAAAUUCAGUUUGUAACAUGAUGAUACCUUGUGAUGACACGUUCAAUGCAGCAAUAACUUGGGGGCUUUCUAAAUCAUAUAAAUCCCCCAGAUGAUAGCUAUGCUGUAAUUUGAAUUGAUUUAGAGAUUUUUUCCAAUUUAGUUAUUUUCUGCUUAAAUUUAGCAAAGUGUGAUUUUUAUCUCAGUAUUAUUCACUUUUUAAUGUAUAAUACAUCUGGGAUUUUUGUUAUUUAUCCAUGAUGGGACAUUUCGUAAUUGUCUCAUUUAUUCUUAAAUCCCCCCCUUUUAUAAUAUUGUAAAGCGCUGUGGAAUAAGUUAGUGCUACAUAAAUACUAUUAAUAAUAAUACUACUAAUAAUUAAUGGUGCAUUGCUUGGACUGGCUAUUACAAUUGACCUGUAUGCCUUUCACAGAUUAAAAGAUCAUACAAUCCUACAAGCAGUUUGAGUGCCAGAGGGUCAAAAAGUGCAUUGUUCUAUCUUUGGCACACAACAUGUUAAUAUUUAUUUCCACACAUGUGGCACUGAAAGGGUUAAACCUUCACAUGUACUUUUGAUCUAAAUACAUAUUAAUUCACAUAUCAUCACUGGUACAUUUCACUGGUAGUUUACACAUAAGCAUUGCACCAAGUAUUUGCCAAAAUCCUGCCCACCUGGGUGAAGCAGACCUUCAUUCUGCUACCAUUGGAGUGUAUUCACUAAGCUUUGAAUUGUGGUGGACUGAUAACCGACUUACCCCCACAUUCUGCAGUCACAGAUGGGCAGCCAUCGUAUAAUUAGUAGCAGAUCUAUACUGGAGCUUAGUAACCAAACCUUAGAAUGAAAUGUUACAGUAGAGUCAUUUAAGAAGUUUAAAUUCUGGGAUCUUGAUAUUGUUUAUUCACUAUGCAAGGAGAUUGAUUCAUGAAACUAUUUCUAUAGGAGGAAACUAUUAGAAACAUACUUAGUAUGGCAAUUAAAUGUCAUGUACACUGAAUGAUGUAGAAACUGUUAUUCCUGCAUGUUAUCCCCAUAUAGAGUCAAUGACCUCCUGUAGAAAUUUUAUUCAGAAAUUAGGCUUAUGCAGUCAGAAAUGAGAGUAUCUGAUAGGCUAGGGAUGUGCGCUGAUACUGUCAUCAUAAGCCGCUAUCCUUAUCAACUAAUACAGCUAGACUGUGCAAAAAUACUUCAAAUAAUCGCAUCACUCACACUGCAUUUUUUUAAAUGUAUCCCAUAUCAAAACAGCAAUAGUCAACGUAAACUUGUAUUGUUGCUUUAACCAACCCUUCAUGUAGAGUGACCAAGGACGAGGAUGGCACACGUAAAAUAAACCAUCAAAGUGACUCAGCCCUGAGCAGAUUCACAUAACCAGCAAAGUACAAGAUGGGAAAGGGAAGGGGUUAGCAACCUUAGGCACUCCGUAUGUUGUGGACUACAUCUCCCUUGAUGCUUUGCCAGCAUUAUGGCUGUGAGAGGAUUAUGGGACAUGUAGUCCAUAACGAAGGUUGCCUACCCUUGUUUAGGGCUUCCUAUUUUCUUGGUGUCGCGGCUGAGACUAUAUCUUAGCAGUAAUGACUAGUUAUGUCAUGCCAGCUGUUGUGGACUAUAUAUUAUCUAUCUGAGUAUUAUGGGAAUUAAGUCAACCAGUGGUGUAAUAAUGUGUUGAAGUGCUUUACCCAUCAGCUAUGUUGUGUUUAACUUGCUUUUUGUCUGAUAGAAAUAUACAAUAAUUUGCUGUAUAAUUAACAUUCAUUUUGUAUUUUCUCUCUAUAGCAAUGAUUGUCCGAUUUCUUACCAAACGAUUCAUUGGGGACUAUGAAACCAAUACUGGUAGGUGAACUGCUUCCUUCAUUAAGCUGACAUGCUAGCAUCCAGGCUAACCUUUCAAAUUGUACAAAAAAUAAAUAUUUUCUAAUUUAUUAAACAGGAAACCUGUACUCCAGGCUGAUGUGUCUAGAAGGAGAGCAGACAUAUUUGCAGAUUCAAGACACACCAGGCCAUGUAAAGGUAGGUGCUUCAGACAACAAUUUAUCUUUUACUAUUGCUAUACAAUACAAGAAAUCUGCCAUUGCAAUUGGUAUUUUGCUUUUACCCUUAUGGGGAGACCGAGAUUAGUUAUAAUAAAUGUAAGGUUUGAACUCUGACACACCGAUUUAUUAUUGAAUUAUUGGGAAAGCAAAAUUUUACAUUUAACGCCAAAAUAGCUGAAAAUAUAGCUGACUUAGAAAAUGUUUCCAAUUCGGCUGUUUAGGCUUCAAAUUUGAAACACUAAUGCACUUCAUUUUACUAACAAUUUAUUGCAUAAUUCUUGAAGCCAUACAUGGAACGUCAGGGUCUCUGUACCUUAACCUUAUGGGGAAUGGUCAAUCCAGAAUUCCUUGAAGUUGUUACCUUUUCACAAUUUAAGUCCAGGCAUUGCAGGGUUAAGUAUCAAAAAUGCUCUAAGACCAAUCACCUUGAUACCCAGUGACAAUUAAAAUAAAAUGAGCAAUUACCCUUCUAAAUUCAGAAAACCAUAGAGAACAUAAGAUGCCUCCAAAUCUUCAAUACUCAAUAUAAAAACAUACCACUCUACAGAAAAAAAAUACAAUCAACGACAAAUAGAAUAACACUGCUAAAAAUUGUUGGUUGUCUCUGUAUCUGAUUGAACUCACACAAUGUAUAGAAAGUACCAUCAAAGGGUAAAAUCAAAACUCUCAUCUCUUCUUGCAUAUUUCUUGAUAAUUUAUAAAGGAAAAACACAAAACCUAGAGUGUACCUUUUAAAACCAUAAUCAAUUUAAUACAAAUGCAUUUAGAAGGUAUAAAGUGUAAAAUCUGCUGUCACUAUAAGUUAGUAUAAAAUCCAAUUCCCUAAGUGUGUAGAAGAUGGGCAGGUAACCAGUAAUCAGGUGGAGAUCCAAUAGCCCUACGCGUUUCAACCGUUCGGCAUAGUCAUCUUCAGGGGAAACUGAUUAAACAAGUACACAGCAAAAUAAUAUUCCACCCACUCAAAAAUUGCGCUUCAAUCUCGUAACUCACCUAUCAACCGUCUUUCAAGCUGAACAAUUAGUCUUCUUUAUUCUUGACCAAGUAGGCCUCUUGGGUGUAUAUCUCUAUGGGGGGCUGUUUGGCAGAGCAGGGUAUGAAUUUAAAAGUGGUGAGGUCCUGCCAAAUUCAACUAAAUCUUUCAAAAUUCCAAGUCCCGAAGUUGAACUCAUUAUAGUUUCCAAAAAUAGUUCAGUGUCUCACUGCACCCCAUCUGAUAGUGAUUUGCUGCCAAUACAAACGUGCAAUUUGAUCUCCAGUGGUCUUAGUCUUCUGCAAAAAGUAUUUGCUUUUUUUUUAACGCCAAAGUAAACUGAUUUCUUUUUUCCCUUGAUGUAUUUUUAUAAUAGUAUGUCAAGAUGAUUGUAAAACCUUUAUGAUUGGUCUCUUUGUAGAUGGAAAUUGAUUCGGCCCCAGUUCCAGAGAUUCUAAGGUGUUUGCAGUGGGCUGAAGGGAUUCUCCUGGUCUACUCAAUCACGGACUCUAAGAGCUAUGAAUACGUUCGCCAUCUUUACCAGCACAUCCGAAAAGUGUAUUCGGACUCGAAGAUUCCUGUAAUUCUAGUGGCUAAUAAAGGAGACCUUCUUCACGUAAGGCAGGUCUCGUCAGACUCAGGAAUACAACUGGCAAAUGAACUGGGAUGUUUUUUUGUAGAAAUCUCAACCAGUGAAAACUGCCAGGGUGUUUGUGAUGUGUUUCAGUAUCUUUGUAAAGAGAUAAAUAAAGUACAAACUUCAAGCUCUGGAGAAAGAAGAAGAGUUUCCAUCAUACCUCGACCCAGGUCACCAAACAUGCAAGAUUUAAAGAGACGAUUUAAACAAGCUUUAACACCAAAAGUUAAAGCUUCCUCUACGGUGGCAUAGGACUUCUGACAUAACUAAUAGGAUUUUAUAUUUUUGAUACCUAAUUUAGAGUAAUUUAUUUUUUUUAUGGACAGUAACAAUUGUUUUUGUAUAAUUGUAUAUAUAUAUUUUUUGUAUUGAACAACAGAAUUGAUUUAAACACUAUGCUUUGUAUUAGGGGUGAGCUAGCACACAAAUAGUUCCCGUGUGGUCAAUUUCAACUCAGCAGGGCAAAAUUUGCACUCGAAAAUGGCCUUGUUUACCUGUCAGGGAGUUGUGGCCUUGCUACUCACUAAAGUAUUUUGGAACUAAAAGUGUUAACAGACUGACGCAUAGAGCUUGUGUUCUAGACUGUCUGACACAUUUGGCUGGCAUUACGGAAUGUUAAUAUGUAGACUGAGUUCAGUAGCCAAAACUUAUACAUUUUAAUUCUACAUUCCUGGGAUUUAAAGUUUGUUAUCCAGGGAUUUUAUUUCUCUCUUUUUUUCAUGCAUCAACAUAAUCCAGAUGUCAGCGAGCAGGCACCCAUCCAAUGCUGUAACCAAAGGAUUUCCUGUAUCCAGACAAAAGGCAGACACAAAGACAUAUUCUCUUAUUCUCCACCGGCUUCUAGAAGUAGCAGUGUUAUAUAAAGUACCAGAUAUUUUUACACCAAAAUCAGAAACAGAAUUUUAAUCAAUGAAAACUUGGUUGGUGCUUAAAGGAAAAGGUACUUAAGUUUAGUGAUCGCUGGACAGACAGACGAUAUACAGACAGACAGACAGAUAAAAUACUGUUUGUUUAGCUUUCAUGCUAACCUUAAAAAUAAUAAGAUCAUGGAAUGCUGUAUUAAGUGAAAAGAAAACAUUACUGGCAUUGAGAAUAUAAUGAAAUUGUGUUCUUAUAAAGCAAAAAUCAGUCAAUAAAAAGAAUGUGACCUUGGAAAGGUCUGAUGGAUUUCAUCAUGCUAAAUUCUUCUGCAUUGUUACAAGGAACCUCUUUAUUAGACUGAUAAUGACCAGCCAUAUAGUAGCAUCCUCAGACAUUUGUUCUUCUGCGUAUAAAUGUCUUCGGUGGAGUAGAUUCAAGUCUUCAAUAGGACACUUACAGGGCAGUUUCAAAUCACUAUGUGGAUAAUGGGAGUUGUAAUUUAUAGAUGUUGGGGAACUAAGGCUUCUCCCAAUGUAAUUUACCAACAAUUAUGUUUGUCCACUGAUAAACCACUGAACAUAUUUGGAAAUAAUGUAUUUUAGAUAAUUUGAUGGAUAUUGCAACAUCUGGCUCCAUACCACACUAUCUAUGUUGUCAUGAUGAUGGGACAGGAUAUGCGUGUUUAUAAGUACAUAAUCCUACCCACCCACAUAUACAGUAAACACUGUCCAGAUGCCCCAAAAAUGUGUCAGAACAUUGAAAUAUACAUAUAUCGCAAACAUUGUUAAUGUAAUUAUUUAUUUAUUUUUGUCAAUAAACAUCUCCAGUUGGUUAAUACUUAC